Messenger RNA from Guillardia theta CCMP2712, 891 nucleotides. RefSeq lists its product as hypothetical. Lineage: Eukaryota; Cryptophyceae; Pyrenomonadales; Geminigeraceae. Bases 1 to 891 code for a protein of 296 amino acids. The record is from RefSeq and is a predicted model, not a curated record. The transcript has 6 exons.
AUGCCGCCUCUGGGCAAGCAUCCGCAUGCUGGGCUAUGUACUGCCACGAUCUUGCUGCGAGGAGACUCCAUCAAACACUGGGAUAACAUAAGGGACAUAGAGGAAACGGCAAAAAGCGGGGGCGUUUUGUGCCUGCACAGUGCCGGAGGCAUCGUACAUUCUGAGGAAGCUCAUGAUGAGGACAAGGAUGAGAGCAGCUUCACGCACAUUUUGUACGUGUGGUUCGAUCCAGGAAUUCAUAGAAGUCAAUUGAUGUUUCCAAGAAUUGAAAUAUUUGAGCCCUGUCAGUUGCCAAUGAUACAAGAAAGAGACAUGCGCAUACGCUUGUUCAUGGGUUCUUACAUGGGUCGGACUUCCCCAGUCUCUACGUACGACGCUGACAUACUAGUACUCGACUGUCACUUGCCACCCGGGGAAGAGGAGCAUGUCAUUUUGAUCCCCUCGCGCAUGGAUGCGGCUAUCGUCUUCAUUCCGAGGUUCGGAGGGUCAGGCUAUUUCGGUGGCUCGAGGACGCCAAUAUCAGAGCUGGAAACAGGAAUGCUUUCAGCCACUGGCAACUUCAUGUCAGUUAGGAGCGCUUCCAGUCUCAGUUUGCAUUUUUUCCUCCUUGCUGGCAAGAGUUUCUCCCUAGAGGAGCGAACUUUCCUUUUGACAGGCCACAGCGGGGCGGUGCUUGCUACCAGUGAGGAGAAAGCGAGGAGUUUGAUGGAAGACUUCGAGAGAGACCCAGAUAACUUUGGAAACUUUUUUGAUGAGGAGGCUUGGCACAAAAAGAACGAGGAGCUGGACAUGUCCUACCCUGAAGAAUCGUCACCACCUUCUCUUACCGAUAUCCCUGACUUUCCAGACCCCGGAGGAAGGCUCAAUGUCACAUACGAUGAUUCAGAAUGA